This is a messenger RNA of Oreochromis aureus, 1197 nucleotides long. RefSeq names its product necdin-like 2 (gene ndnl2). The record is from RefSeq and is a predicted model, not a curated record. NCBI's taxonomy places the organism in Eukaryota, Metazoa, Chordata, Actinopteri, Cichliformes, Cichlidae. The transcript is spliced from 11 exons. The coding region runs from base 107 to 925 and encodes 272 amino acids. Gene Ontology annotation, cellular component: nucleus.
AGGAAAAGCGGCAAGUGCAAAUGACGUCAUCAGCAGGCGCCUACAAGCCCCAUUAGCGGGAAUUUGACCGUUUGGAACCGGUGGAGGAUCAAAGCGGUGUGUCGCCAUGACGCAGAGGAAAAGACCGUCCAGCACACAGAGCUCCUCUCAGAGAAGACACACCGGCAACUUGGUGGCUCAGGACGAGGAUGAUGACGUGGCCUUCACUCAGCCGAGUACGUCACAGGUGCAGAGAGGGCUGGAGAAGCUCACACCUGCACAGGUCGACCAAAAGACUGCUGAGGUGGUGCAGUACUUCCUGGUGAAGGACCAGAAGAAGAUGCCUGUACGGCGAGCAGACCUGGUGAAACACGUGGUGAAGGACUACCGAAACAUUUACCCCGAGAUCUUAAAGAGGGCGGCGCGGACGUUUGACCAGGUGUUCGGCCUGAAGCUGGUGGAAAUCGACCCUAAAAAUAAAAUGUACAUAUUGGUCAAUAAUUUGGAGACGCCUGACAAAGCCUCGCCGAUCAGGAGCCCGUCCAAUCCAAAGAUGGGUCUGCUGUUAGCGAUCCUCAGCGUCAUUUUCAUGAAAGGCGGUGUCGUCAGAGAGAAUCUGAUCUGGAACACUCUGAAGAAGCUGCGCGUGGACCCGGGAGAGAAGCACGAGGAGUUUGGUGACGUGAGGAAGAUGGUCACAGACGAGUUUGUGCGUCAAAGGUACCUGGAGUACGUGCGGAUCCCCCACACGGAGCCCAUUGAGCACGAGUUUCGCUGGGGUCAGCGCGCCGAUGCAGAGGUGUCGAAAGCCAAAAUCCUGGAGUUCAUGGGUGAACUUCAUGAACAGGACCCCAAGACCUGGACUCAGCAGUACAGAGAGGCCCACUCCCUCCCCAACUCCAGCCAGGCCUCCACCAGCAGCAGCAGCAGCAGCAGUCAGAGAUAACCACGCGACAGCUUCUCCUGCCUUCUUUUUAUUUAUCGUGUGUGACAGAGAAGCUGCACCGGCAGCGUUUUGUUGACUGAUUGUGUUACAGUGUGAAUCCCGGUUAUAUUACAGCCUCGUGUUGGACCCGUGUGAGCCUCUAAUUCAUUUUGAACAUGAGAAAAAAAACAACACAAAUGUCCAGUAUCCAUUUAGAUUUUAUUGCCUGGUUUUUAUCGUAACAGCAGGUUUUUUUUCACGUUUAUAAAAUAAAGUUUUUAUAAUUGAUCCAA